This is a messenger RNA of Trypanosoma conorhini, 1389 nucleotides long. RefSeq lists its product as uncharacterized. Bases 1 to 1389 code for a protein of 462 amino acids. Lineage: Eukaryota; Euglenozoa; Kinetoplastea; Trypanosomatida; Trypanosomatidae. The transcript has a single exon. The record is from RefSeq and is a predicted model, not a curated record.
AUGGAUGACUGGGAGAAGGCGUACGAGGAGGACCGGCGACGGCUGGCAGAGGGAAAGGACAUUGUCCUCGACACCCGGCGCGGUGACGCCGUGGCAAAUUUGUUUGAGGAAAAGGAGCCUCUGCCGGUAGGCAUCCUCCCUACUGGGACAUCGGGGAGGGCCGUGAUGACUGACAUCGCUUCCGCGUCGUUUGUGCCCACGCCAGCAGCGGCGCUCCCGCGGACCGGGGAUACCGCCCCAGCGACCGCCGUGUCUCGUGAGGAUGAGGAGGAGAUAUAUAAGUUCUACUCCCAGUACAGCGACGAACCCGUGCCGCACAGGGGGCGGGCGGCCGCGAUGGACGACGCGGAGGACGAGAGAAGCCAACAGUCGCAGUUGCACGAUGCCCGCUUCAACCUCACCUGCCUUCCGUCAGAGUGGAACCUCUACAGUUUGUUUGGCACCAAGAUGGGCCGACGACUUUUUUUCGCAGAGGUGCUGACGUCGCUGUUUAAGGGCUUUUUUGGCAGCAAAGAGUCCCUCGUCGCUUGCUUUGUCACCCCAAAUUGUGUGUACCUCGGUGAUGUCCAGACAGGGGCAGUGAUUGCCUGUAUUGACAUCCAACGGCUGCGUGAAGUACACAUUUUUGAUAGCCUUGCGGUGGGUCUGAGGACAUUGGAUGCGUUUGACCUCUUCCUGCAAGCAUCGCAGCAUACGGAUCGACUGGUGAGCAUACUGCAGAAGAUCGCGGGAUUUUGGAAGGUAAACGUGAGGGUGGUGCCCUCCACCCUUGAUCAGGCAAAGGUGUUCAAGAAGGAGAUGCAACUGUUCAACAAGAAGAGUCACACCUGGAGGCUCGUGGAGGACCCUCGCACGGGCCUUCGUAUCGUCAACAUACCUGAACAAUUUGCAGGUAUUUUUGCCCCCAUUGCUCUUAAAAUAGUACACUGGUUCGGCUUCAUUCAUCAGUCAGGAAAGGAUUGGAAGGGCUCCAAGAGGCAGCGGCGCCGGUGUGCCUGGGUGACGGCUACGUGUUUUUUUGUUGCAAGGGAAGGGGGUCCCGGUAGUGACGGGCGAUCCAUCAAGCACUGUGCGGCGAUGCAGUACAUGACGGAACUCUACGUGGGCCCUGGGGGCGAGUUGGGCAUAGUCGCCGCAGCGGGUCCUCCGCAGCCGCCGAUAUCGGUCGUCUUUGACUCGGAGGAGGAGAAAAAAAAGGUUCUCUUUAUCUUCCAGGAGUGCUACAACUAUCGGAAUUGCGGCGGGUCAAUCAAGGUGACGCAGGUGAACAGCGUCGAGGAGAGGAUCCGCCUCACGAGGGUGGCAGGGGAAACACGACCGCAGCUUUUCCUCAUGCGCCCGCAGAAGGAGUUGUACGAGUUCUUGCGGGGGCCUUCUGGGCGAAACUAG